Anarrhichthys ocellatus (wolf-eel) is the source of this 2625-nucleotide messenger RNA. Its product is annotated as pleckstrin homology-like domain family B member 1. The record is from RefSeq and is a predicted model, not a curated record. Bases 353 to 1738 code for a protein of 461 amino acids. The transcript is spliced from 2 exons. Gene Ontology annotation, cellular component: basal cortex. Gene Ontology annotation, biological process: regulation of microtubule cytoskeleton organization. Lineage: Eukaryota; Metazoa; Chordata; Actinopteri; Perciformes; Anarhichadidae.
GGAAACGCGUUGCUACACGUUAAGUAACUUGACAGCAGCGGUACCGUUGGCAGCAGCGGUGCCUAGCACCCCAACCACCGGCUGAAAUAUCACCGCUCCCUCGGUGUGUGCGUGUGUGUGUGUGUGUGUGGGGGGAGCGCCGUCACACCCGGUCCGGAGGUGUGUGUGUCAUAUUAACAGGUGACCGCACUGAAACUGACCGGGUCGCAGGUUUGUUCCUUCAUACACGGAGAGCUACGUCAAUGGGAAUCCCCAGGCCAGCCCGGCCCAGUCUCCCCCAGCUCCUGGAGCCAGAGUCCAGUCUGAGCACAGUGCGAUCGUCAGCUCCAUCGAGAAGGACCUCCAGGACAUCAUGGACUCUCUGGUGAUGGACGACCCCCAGCCGUCUUCCUCGGAGGGCAGAAAGCCCGCCGGAGGCCCAUCCAUUGCCCACUCCCCACUGUCGCCCAUGGUCAACGGCGGUGGUCGGUAUCUGCUGUCCCCUCCCACCAGCCCCGGCGCCAUGUCUGUUGGGUCCAGCUACGAGAACACAUCGCCUCCCUUCUCCCCCCUAUCCUCCCCCUCGGCAGCCAGCAGUGGGAGCUUCACAAGCCCGUCUCCUAGCGGAGGACCCCAGGACCAGAGUUCUUGUCUGCUGCCGCCAGUGCCUGUACGCUCCUCUAGCUACAACUUCACCACCGCCCAGCCUCCGCCCGUACCCCAGCCGCGGACCAUACUGCUGAGCUUCAGCAGCGGUGGGGUGGGCCAGAAGGUUCAGGAUAGCCCCCGGCUGCAGAGGAAGGUCCUAAAAGAGGCCCCUCAGAGCCCCAAGCCGAGCCGCAGAGGACUAGGCCAAGAGGGGUCAGAGAGCCCUCGACUUCUGUCCUCUAAUGAAUCUCUGAGUGGCAGAAACAUUGUGCCAAGUAGCCCCAGACACACUCCCAAAUUCCCCACCUGUCCAUCCCCGUCUCCCUCCAGUCCCAGGACCAAGACGACCACGGUGCUCCAGGAAAGGCCUGCGAGCCCUUUCAGAGACCAGACCAGUCUAGCUGAUUGCAUCUCCAGGCAGCUUUCCCAACCCGCCAGAGCCUUCCAGCCGCCCUUGGACCCCAUCGUCCACAUCAUUCAAGGAUCACCGCUCCAGCAGCAUCAUCCUCGUUCGCUGCAGCCCCCCGAAAGCCCUCGCAUGGCCAGGAGGAACAUGGAACUGAACGGCAGCGGCAGCAGUAUGAGGGAGCUGCCGCCUCUUAGCCCCUCCAUGGCUCGGAGAGGGGUCCCGGUACUUCCGGGAGCGAUCCCUACCUUGAGGACUCCGGAAAGCCCCUCGAGUUUGGGCAAGCUUAUCCCAGAGAGCCCCAGGCUCCGACGCAGGUCCGGAUCCACAUCGGAGGAGCCCACGUGCGGCAGGGGGAUCCGAGCCCGCAGUCCGUCGCCGACCUCCAUGAUGAUGGAGGGUGGCGGUGGUGGAUCGGGAGCACGCAAGGCGAGCUUUGGGAACUCCCUGUCGCCCGCUUACAGUCUGGGCUCCCUGCCCGGCUCGUCUCCCCUGUCGAGCCCCAGGAGCCACAGGAAAAUGUCCGCGGGGAGGCCGCACCCCGGGAUGAGGGAGCGGAAGAACAGCAUCUCGGAGAUCAGCGACAAUGAGGACGAGCUGCUGGAGUACCACCGACGACAGCGAGAGGAGAGGCUCAGAGAGCAGGAGAUGGAGAGACUGGUGAGUCUGGAUCACACGACAAACUGUUAUUUAGUUUGUAUUUAAAGAAGAACACAUUUACCCGAUACGUCACAGGGUUUGAACCCUCGUCUUGCUCAUGACUUUGGGUCAGUUUUACAGUCGAGUUUUGUUUCUGAUGGCAUCAUUCCAUCAGGGUGUUCAGGUUAAGACGGAUACUUUAAUGCUGGUGUUAUCAUUCCACUAAAAAUAGUGACGGUUCAUCAACCUUGGGAGUGACGAAACUCAAGGUUUUCCUUUGAGGAAAACAAAACUUGUAGCUGCUUCUGUUCCAGUUCAGUUUUUUUUUGCUACAUCGGCUGAAGAAUAUUUAAGAUAAAUAAGUGAACUUACCAAAGUCUUGUUUCUCAGAACUCAUGACGGGAAUGAGAAGAUUGUUGAAACAUUCAUUUAGUUAAUUUUGGUGUUUUGAGGUUCACAGAAUGGGGAAAGCUACAAAAUCUAGAAGUCACGGUUCGGUAUGCUUUUGUUUCAGCGGGGAAACCAAAAAUAUAAAUUAUGAAUUGAUUUUUAUCUACGGUGGCUCAUUGGUCACAAUUCUUACUGUAACAGUUAAGGCACUCACGUGCUGGGAUAUUGUUACUAAGAAAAAAUAAAUAACAGAAAUGACAGAAGAUGCUCAUGUUUACUGGAACUAUUCUACACGAGUAGUUUGUAAAUAUUGUUUCUUGUCCGAAUGAGUCUGUUGGAACGAGUUUAAUGCAGAUUUGAAUAAAGUAAUAGAUAUGAUUUCAUAUUUAGUUUGACAGAGAACACUUCAGUGUGUCGUGAGAGGAUUAGAAGAAGACCUUCGUUAGUGUGAUCGUCACUUGAACUUGUCUGCCAGUCUGAAUGAAACUGGCGUGGUGUUUUCCGUUCCGUCACUUCCUGUUUCCUUCACCUACAUUCCCCUGGGUCCUAAGCCCCUCCAUGUA